Molecule: messenger RNA, 2457 nt
Organism: Larimichthys crocea (large yellow croaker)
Lineage: Eukaryota; Metazoa; Chordata; Actinopteri; Sciaenidae
Product: zinc-binding protein A33
Exons: 2
Coding region: 270-1664 (464 amino acids)
Molecular function (GO): protein binding; zinc ion binding
Source: RefSeq, a predicted model, not a curated record
CUGCUGUCCUUGACAGAGCUGUAAAACUCGAGCUUUAUCUGUUCCAUAAAUGUUCAACGUUUGGCCCGGAGCACCUGACAAAGCUCCACCUCUAACUCACCUGAGACAAACAGAGAACAGAGCUCCUCCACCAGGAAGUGACACCAACACACUGCACGGUGCGAGUCAGACCGGACCGGCAACUUCCCCCGAGUGAGAAAAGCUUCAGCUUCAACACGCUGCUCACUGCGUUCACGGACUGUAGACCUAAAGCUCCACUCACACGGGAAAUGUCUUUCCAGUCCCAGGAGGACUUGUCUUGUCCUGUCUGCCAGGAUAUCUUUAAAAAUCCCGUCGUCCUGUCGUGCAGCCACAGCUUCUGCAAAGACUGCCUGCAGACGUGGUGGAGAGAGACGCCCAUACAGGAGUGUCCCAUUUGUAAGAGAAGAUCAUCAAGGAGUGAUCCACCUUGUAACCUGGCGCUGAAGAACCUGUGUGAGACCUUCGUACUGGAGAGGGAUCAGAGAGCUUCGGCGGGGUCAGAGGCUCUCUGCAGUCUGCACUCUGAGAGACUCAAACUCUUCUGUCUGGACCACGAACAGCCGGUGUGUCUCGUCUGCAGAGAUUCAAUAAUACACAAGAACCACAGAUUCAGACCCAUCCAUGAAUUUGCCCAGGAUCCCAAAAAGGUGCUCCAGACAUCCCUGAAACCCUUAAAAGAGAAACUGAAGCUGUUCGAACAAGUUAAAGAAACUUGUGAUCAAACAGCAGAACACAUGAAGGUCCAGGCCCGACGCACAGAGAGGCAGAUUAAGGAUCAGUUCAAGAAGCUUCAUCGGUUUCUAGAAGAGGAAGAGGAGGCCAGGAUCACUGCUGUGAGGAGGGAAGAGAAGCUGAAGAGUCAGAUGAUGGAGGAGAAGAUGGAGGCUCUGAGCAGAGAGAUAGCAGCUCUUUCAGACACAAUCAGAGCCACAGAGGACGAGCUGAGAGCUGAAGACGUCUCAUUCCUGCUGAACUACAAAGCUGCAUUGGAAAGAGUCCAGCAGCGCCCCCUGCUGGAUGACCCAGAGUUACCCUCAGGAGUUCUGAUAGACGAGGCCAAACACCUGGGCAACCUGACCUUCAACAUCUGGAGCAAGAUGAAGGACAUGGUCUCCUACACUCCUGUGGUUCUGGAUCCAAACACCGCCAACGUAGAAUUUAUCCUGUCUACAGAUCUGACCAGUGUGAGACGAGGAGAGAGACAGAAGCUUCCAGAAAACCCCGAGAGGACCGACUACCAUCGCUCAGUCUGGGGCUGGGAGGGAUUCAACUCAGGGACUCACAGCUGGGACGUCGAAGUCGGAGACAACACAGCGUGGUUUAUUGGUGCGGCAGCUGAGACCAUCCAGAAGAAGAGACGCGUUAAAUCAGGAUUCUGGCAGAUUGAGUUCUACAGUGGUAAAUACAGCACACGCGUGUUGGGGGAUCCACCAACUCUUCUCCGAGUGAAGAAGAAGCUCCAGAAGAUCAGGGUUCACCUGGACUGGAGCAGAGGAAAGCUGACGUUCUCUGAUCCUGAUACGAACACACUCAUACACACCUUCACACACACUUUCACUGACAGGCUGUUUCCAUGCAUGGGCACUUUGAACGACGUCCCACUGAAGGUAUUACAACGCAAAAUCUCUGUCACGAGAGAAUAGCUGAGUUUGAGAUGAUCGUGGACGUGUACAGAGAUUUUUAGACGCCACCUGUGUUUAUAUCUGCAUGAUCCUGAGAUUUCUGACUUAAAGCUGUAAGAACUUUACUCCUGAGAAAGAACACAUGGCUGUUUAGCUGCUAGAUGUUCCAUUCUCUUUUAGCUGGUGUGCUAAAACAAACCAAAACUUGGACCUGACAGAGUCUGAAGCUGCGUUUCUUUCUUUAAACAUUUCUCCUGGUUUGUAACCCCAUUCACAGAUUAUUACUGAGACAUCUUUGGUUGAUUUUAAAGUUUUUAGACACAGUAAUGAUGUAUCAGACAAUGCAGAGGCAAUUCAGUGAUAUCCAUGCAGUCAUGACCUAUAAAACACCAAGUCCUCUUGGUCUGAGACAAGAGAAGUAAAAAUGCUGUCGAUUCAGAGACGAAACCAAGACCUUCAAAAAGUCGUCUUGAGACCUUGACUAGUCUUAUUAAGAUCGCAAGUCCUCUUGGUCUGAGACUGAGACAAGACCUUGAAUCUUGGAUCUUGAAUUACUGAGUACAUCAUCUGAACUUUUUCUAUACAUUUGUUUGACAGUUUUGGUACCGGCUGCAGGGAUUCAUGCCCGGCACUGAUGUCGGGUGGUUUGGUCUGACCUGCAGUCGCCGAACUGGCUUGUAUGUUGGUAUGAAACUCACUUUAUCUAUUUCAAAUGAUGUUUUGGAGCUUGUACUGUUAUAUGAGUUAUUUUGACAUUAUCUUAUUUUCUUGUUUAUAUUUAAUUUUCUCUUUUGUUGUCUAUUAUGAUGACUUG